Molecule: messenger RNA, 1563 nt
Organism: Xenopus laevis (African clawed frog)
Lineage: Eukaryota; Metazoa; Chordata; Amphibia; Anura; Pipidae
Gene: dnaja1.L
Product: DnaJ heat shock protein family (Hsp40) member A1 L homeolog
Exons: 9
Coding region: 94-1299 (401 amino acids)
Biological process (GO): response to heat; protein folding
Cellular component (GO): nucleus; membrane; mitochondrion
Molecular function (GO): heat shock protein binding; Hsp70 protein binding; ATP binding
Source: RefSeq, a predicted model, not a curated record
CUAGAAGCUGUUAGACGCAGAAGAGCGCAAGCCACCUUGAAUAUACAGUGUAUUAUUGUUUAAAGAAAUCGGCUACUCCCAGCCACACUGAAAAUGGUGCUAGAAACUGCGUACUAUGAUAUAUUGGGAGUGAAGCCAAAUUCCACCCCAGAUGAGCUGAAAAAGGCUUAUAGGAAACUUGCCCUCAAGUAUCACCCAGACAAGAAUCCCAAUGAAGGUGAAAAGUUCAAACAGAUUUCCCAGGCUUAUGAAGUGCUUUCUGAUGCCAAGAAAAGAGACUUGUAUGAUAAAGGUGGUGAGCAGGCAAUUAAAGAGGGAGGCAUGGGAGGAGGAGGAGGCUUUGCAUCGCCAAUGGAUAUCUUUGACAUGUUCUUUGGGGGCGGUGGAAGAAUGCAACGAGAGAGAAGAGGUAAAAAUGUAGUUCAUCAGUUAUCUGUGUCACUUGAAGAUCUGUAUAAUGGUGCCACAAGAAAACUUGCUGUGCAGAAGAAUACUAUCUGUGACAAAUGUGAAGGUCGUGGUGGCAAAAAAGGGGCUGUAGAAUGCUGCCCAAAUUGCAGGGGCACUGGCAUGCAUAUAAGAAUUCACCAAUUAGGACCUGGAAUGGUUCAACAGAUACAAUCCGUAUGCUCAGAGUGUCAAGGACAGGGAGAGAGGAUCAAUCCAAAGGACCGUUGUAAGAGCUGCAAUGGGCGAAAAAUAGUCCGAGAAAAGAAGAUUCUUGAAGUUCAUAUUGACAAAGGAAUGAAAGAUGGUCAGAAGAUCACAUUCACUGGUGAAGGGGACCAGGAACCAGGACUAGAGCCUGGGGACAUUAUCAUUGUUUUGGACCAAAAAGAUCAUUCUCUUUUUACAAGGAAACAUGAAGACCUAGUUAUCCACAUGGAAAUAGAGCUUGUGGAGGCACUAUGCGGGUUUCAAAAACCUAUUGUUACAUUGGAUUCAAGGACAAUAAUUAUUACUUCUCAUCCUGGCCAGAUUGUUAAACAUGGAGAUGUAAAAUGUGUAUUGAAUGAAGGCAUGCCAAUCUAUCGUAGACCAUAUGAGAAAGGACGUCUCAUUGUUCAAUUCCAGGUCAACUUUCCAUCCAGUAAUUUCAUUUCACCAGACAAACUUCCUUUGUUGGAAAAGCUCCUGCCUGCAAGGAAAGUGGUAGAAGAGACCGAAGACAUGGAGCAGGCUGAACUAAUUGAUUUUGAUCCAUCUCAGCAAAGGCGUAGACGUUAUAAUGGUGAAGCAUACCAUGAUGAUGAUGAUGACGACCACCCAAGAAGUGGUGUUCAGUGCCAGACUUCAUAAAUGACGUUCAAUUUUUCCCCCCCUCAAACUCGGUGCUCUGAAGCUGUAAAAAGAGGAUGAUCCAGCAGUUAAUUUUGCUCUAAAGGUGCCUAGAACAAAUGCAAUCCAUCAUUUUAUGAAGUAAUAUAUUAGGCCUUCCUAUCACUGACCACAACCAAAUUAAGUAUCUCUCUUGUAUGUUAGGACUAUCUGGUGCACGUGCUACAUGUUUUAAAACGACUGUUUGAAGAAUUGUGAUAAAUUAAACUGUUGUGCAACAGUGUA